AUGGCAAUGGAGAAAGAACUUGACAUCAACAAUGGGGGCGAUAUGGACAGGGAAGGUUCUGAUUCAACCCCUCCUAAGCCAUCAACUCCCACUCCACUUUCUCCCAAAGAAUAUCGAAAAUUUAUCUGGAAGAUUGAUCUUCAUGUUUUGCCAGCCUUGUUUGCUCUUUGGCUAGUGGCGCUCCUAGAUCGUGGUAAUAUUGGAAGUGCCAACAUCUUCGGAAUUCAAAAGGAUCUUCACAUGCAAGGGAAUGACUUCAACAUAGCUCUUCUCAUCGUCGUCAUAGUUUUUAUUGCUGUUGAGAUUCCAUGUAAUGCACUACUCAAGAUGAGUUCUCCACAGAUCGUUCUUGCUGGCGAGAUUUUCCUUCUAGGCAUCACGGGUAUUGGCGAAGGACUCGUCACAAAUGUUGCAGGAUUCAAUGCCAUGCGUUUCUUCGUGGGUCUAUUUGAAGCAGGACUUAUACCAGCAAGUGUCUACAUUUUGGGUCAAUAUUACCCCCGUUAUGAAAUUCAAUGGAGAUUAGGCAUGUUAAUGGUUGGUAAUGCUCUUGGUACCGCAGUUGCUGGAUUACUUGCCUUCGCUCUUGCUGGCAUCAAAAGUGACAAUGGCUUUCACGGAUGGAGAUGGAUUUUCAUCGUCGAAGGAUGUAUCACUGCUGCAGUGGCAGUUCUAGUUUAUCCUUUUAUUCCGAACUGGCCGCACCAGGCAAACUGGUUGUCAGAAGAUGAAAAGGCUUUACUCGCCGAUAUCAUCAGGAAAGAAGGGAUUAUUGCACCGACAGAUGAAAAGCUCGACCGCCACAGGCUUAUCAGUAUUCUCAAAGACUGGAAGAUAUAUGUCAGUGGUCUCAUUCUCGGAUGUACAACAAUUACUCUCUACAGCGUUGCUAUCUUUACACCCACAAUCAUAUCUGGCAUGGCCCUCCAUCAGGACCCCCGUCAUGUGCAAGUUCUGUGCAUUCCCGUUUUUGUGGCAGCAGCAGCAUCUGCCCUAAUUUCCUCGUUCUUAUCGGAUUAUUUCAAACAUCGAACUGCAUUCGCCCUUCUUGGAUAUGGAAUGGUUAUAUCGGGUAGUAUUAUCCUGCUCAACCAGGAACAUAUCAGCGCACAUACCAGGUAUGGAGCCGUCUAUCUCCUGGCUUGUGGAAUGUACGUUGCUCUCCCAGUGUUGUGGACGAUAUUAACAAAUAAUAUUGCUGGGUCGCAUAAGAUGGGGAUUGCGAUAGCAAUUCAAGUCAGUAUUGGGAAUCUGGGUGGUAUAGCUUCAACACUUUGUUUUGCAAGUACAGAGGCACCCCUUUUUGUAUUGGGAUACACAACCACUAUAGCUAUGACGUCUUGUGCUGCAGGGCUCAUUUCGAUCUACACGUUUUUCCUGUGGAUAGAAAAUAGGUCGAGAGCAGCUGGAAAAAGAGAUUAUCGACUAGAGGGAAGAGAAGUCGACAAACUUGGUGAUAGCCACCCUGCAUUUAGGUAUACCUAUUAG
This is a messenger RNA of Sclerotinia borealis F-4128, 1488 nucleotides long. The record is from the annotation of a GenBank genome assembly. NCBI's taxonomy places the organism in Eukaryota, Fungi, Ascomycota, Leotiomycetes, Helotiales, Sclerotiniaceae.